UCUAGAAUCAUUGUUUGUUAAACAAUUCGGUGCAAUGGAAUUGGUUGGAACUUACCGAGGAUGUCUCCCAGAUAUGCAUACCGCCACCGUCUGUGCCCAGCGCCAGCAGCCUCUUUCCCCGCGGGGCAUUUUAUUGCCGAUCUGACUAAACAAUAUCAAGUAAGCUCCGUUCAUCUCGAGUAAACAAACUCGAGGGCGUCAUAUCAAUGUGACAUACUCAAUUUAAAGUAUUAUAUAAGUUCAUUUAAAUAAAUCGCCGUUACCUCAAGCUGUAGCCAAUCCCAUUCAAUCGGGGUUUGGAUAUACUAUUGGAGGCGCUUGAUCUCAUGCGAAGUUCCAGGCUGACCUACGAUCAUGAGCCACCCACAAGAUGAAAUUCAUCGGCGUUCGCUGGAGGAUCCAGAUGCAUUCUGGGCUCGCCAUUCCGAUAAUUUGCAUUGGCACAAGAAACCCGAAUCUAUUCUGACUAAGACGACAAAGAAGCUGAAGAACGGAAUCGAGCACCCACAUUGGGAGUGGUUCAUAGGCGGCGAGAUAUCGACUUGUUUCAACUGUGUUGACCGGCACGUCCUCGCCGGCAAUGGGGAUCGGCCUGCUAUCUUCUACGAUAGCCCGGUCACUAAAACGAAGAGGACCAUAACCUAUGCGCAAUUAUUGGAAGAAGUUGAGAUUACGGCUGGUGCUCUAAGGGAGGAGGGUGUCAAGAAAGGAGAUGUUGUCUUGGUCUAUAUGCCAAUGAUACCAGCUGCCCUCAUAGGAAUUCUUGCAAUCAACCGAUUAGGCGCGGUCCACGCUGUUGUGUUUGGUGGGUUUGCCGCAACCUCCCUAGCCCAACGCAUCGAGGCGUGUCAACCCGUAGCUAUCCUGACGGCCUCGUGUGGCAUUGAUGGGGCUAAACCCCCAAUGAGUUAUAAACCUUUCAUAACAGAAGCUAUUCAACUUUCUAGUCAUAAGCCAAGCCGCGUCAUUAUCUGGCAACGAGAUGAAUUACGAUGGGACGUGCUAAACAAAACAUCCAGUGAACGCAAUUGGUUCAAGAUGGUGCGUAGCUGUAAAGCAAGGGGUAUUAAGGCCGAUUGCGUUCCCGUGAAUGCCACUGAUGAGAUCUACAUCAUCUACACCAGCGGGACAACGAGUUCCCCUAAAGGUGUUGUCCGGCAGACAGGUGGCCAUGCAGUAGGGUUGCAUCUUUCAAUAAGCUAUCUCUUUGGUGUACACGGUCGCGAUGAGGUUAUGUUUACGGCGAGUGAUAUAGGUUGGGUGGUUGGACACUCCUAUAUCCUCUAUGGACCUCUUCUUAUCGGCGCAGCGACGGUUCUUUUUGAAGGGAAACCUAUUGGAACGCCGGAUAGUUCGACGUUCUGGCGAAUCAUACAGGACUACAAAGUAACGAGCUUAUUUACUGCGCCCACUGCUUUACGGGCCAUUAAGAGAGACGAUCCUGAAAAUAAGGCAUUCAAACAAAUAGGUGCACAGGGCGGAUUAAGAAGUCUUAGGGCUAUUUUCUUGGCUGGGGAGAGGUCGGAACCCUCAAUUAUUACAAUGUACCAAGAACUCAUACAGCGUUAUGGCGCGGACGAUGCCACCGUGGUAGAUAAUUGGUGGUCCUCAGAAUCUGGAUCGCCUAUAUCAGGUAUCAGUAUAGCUCCCCGGGCGGUAGAUACCAGGGAUGGGAAGAGUCAAAGCCACAAGCCAUUGCCGAUCAAGCCAGGAAGUGCCGGCAAGGCGAUGCCAGGCUUCAAUGUGGUGGUGGUGGACGAUGAUGGUAAAGAGGUGAGGAGAGGAAAGAUGGGCAAUAUUGUUUUGGCGAUACCGCUUGCGCCGACUGGAUUUACAACGUUAUGGAAAGAUGAAGAGAGGUUUUAUAGUGGCUACCUCAAGAGGUUUGGUGGGCGAUGGAUAGAUACCGGCGAUUCCGGGAUGAUAGAUCCUCACGGGUAUAUCAGUAUAAUGAGCCGGAGCGAUGAUUUGAUAAACACGGCCGGUCAUCGUCUUUCUACUAGUCCUAUUGAACAGGCAAUAACCAGCCACCCCCUGGUUGCCGAAGCCUGCGUUGUUGGCGUCCCCGACUCUCUGAAAGGUCAACUCCCCUUUGCUUUCAUAACGCUAUCGACACCUGAGCACCCCACUUCUGCUGUGCCAGAUGAGAUGUUAUCCAAAGAGAUCCAAAGUCGGGUCCGAAAGCAGAUUGGGGGUAUUGCCACGCUCGGUGGUAUAAUACAAGGUAGGGGAAUGAUUCCGAAAACGCGAUCGGGUAAGACGCUACGGAGAGUCUUAAAGGAACUUGUCGAGAACGCUGUUCACGGGGAGCUCGAUAAUGAAGUCAAAUACCCGGCAACCAUUGAAGACGCAUCGGUGGUUGAGGUCGCAAGAUCGAGAGUCGCAGAAUAUUUUAAGCACAAAGGAGAAGCCCAUAAGGCUAUCGAGGCUAGAGCAAAGCUAUAGAUCCUUUUUGUCGGCCAAGACGCGAAUGCGACGAUGGUAACCUGCAAAGCGCUAUUUUUGUACCUGCUGAUCACGAGUUGAAA
Molecule: messenger RNA, 2528 nt
Organism: Hypoxylon trugodes
Lineage: Eukaryota; Fungi; Ascomycota; Sordariomycetes; Xylariales; Hypoxylaceae
Product: AMP-binding enzyme
Exons: 6
Coding region: 355-2445 (696 amino acids)
Source: RefSeq, a predicted model, not a curated record